This is a messenger RNA of Clonostachys byssicola, 819 nucleotides long. The record is from the annotation of a GenBank genome assembly. Lineage: Eukaryota; Fungi; Ascomycota; Sordariomycetes; Hypocreales; Bionectriaceae.
AUGUCACCUCCCUCAGCAUUCAAAUACCUGAACAAGCUUCAAGGCCAACGUGUCCUUGUACUUGGUGGAUCAAGUGGCAUCGGAUUCGCCGUGGCGGAGGCAGCAGUCGAACACGGCGCCAACGUCAUCAUCAGCAGCUCCAACCCAGCCAAGGUGCAGAGUGCCGUUGAAAGGCUCCAGAAACAUGCACAGGCUACACAAAAUGCGGCUGAUAGCAUACGUGGAAAGGCUUGCGAUGUGGCAAACGCCGAUACCUUGGAGAGAAACUUGAUCGAACUCUUGGACUUCUCUACAACCGAAGGCAAGCUCGACCACGUCGUUUAUACCGCGGGAAACGGCAUCUCCAUGCCCAUCCUUGCCAGCACCAGCCUUGAUGGAAUAAAUGCAGCAACCAUUGUCCGACAUCACGCCCCUACCUUGUUGGCAAAGCACCUCCCGAAUUAUGUGACCAAGAGCACCAACAGCUCCUUUACCCUUACCAGCGGUAGCUAUUCUCGGAGACCCGGACAAAACUGGUCAAUCAUUGCGGGUAUUGGAGCUGCCGUUGAAGGAUUGGCUCGGGGAUUUGCCGUUGAUAUCAAGCCCAUCCGUGUCAACGCGGUGAGACUUGGUAUUGUGACUACGGAGUUCUUUGAGCACAUACCCGAGGAGCACCGGCAAGUUUUCAUCGAGGCGUCUGCACGGGAUAAUUUGAUGGGGAAACUUGGGAAACCGGAGGAAGUAGCCGAAGCCUAUUUAUACUCGCUAAAGGAUACGUUUGCAACAGGCUCGAUCAUAACUACCAAUGGUGGUCAACUGAUUGGUCGUAGCGAUGAGUAG